This is a messenger RNA of Parasteatoda tepidariorum (common house spider), 4220 nucleotides long. Its product is annotated as ubiquitin carboxyl-terminal hydrolase 8. Gene Ontology annotation, biological process: protein deubiquitination. The record is from RefSeq and is a predicted model, not a curated record. Lineage: Eukaryota; Metazoa; Arthropoda; Arachnida; Araneae; Theridiidae. Gene Ontology annotation, molecular function: cysteine-type deubiquitinase activity.
GUUCAGUUUUGUUUAUUGUUUAUUCGCCAUUGGUUCUGGAUUGUAUUCUUGCUCGAUGAUUGUAGUGUUCGGAGGCAACACCAGUGAAAUCGCCUAUAAUCUUAUAUGCUCUUUUUAUUAAUCAAUUUAAAGUGGUGUUAAUUUCUGCACUUGUCAAUUAAUUUAAUUUCGUGAAAUGUCAAUUCCAGGAUUUAGUAAGGGUUGCUAUUUGUCCAUAUUCAACGUGAUUAGAAGAUAAGGAAUUAUAUCCUGUUUUACUAUUUUCCUACGGAACAAAAAUGCCAGCAAGUUCUGUAAAGCCAUUGUACAUAGCCAAGUCAAUGAAAGAACUGGAUGGUUUAACUGCCAUUGACAAAACAGAUUAUAAGAAAAAAUCCACAUCUUUAUUGGUUUCAUCAGCCAACACUAUAUUUCAAGGAGCUGAAAAGAGUUCUCUUGAGAGAGAUGAAGAAAAAGCUUAUACAUUGUUUGUGAGAUAUGUAGAGUUAAUUCUAUUUUUACAAAGUCGAGAUGACUUUAAGAAGACUCCAAGUUAUAAAUCACUUUGUUUACAAACAACUGCAGCUCUUGUCAAAGCUGAAAGUUUAAAAGCCAGCCUAACAAGCAGAUAUCUCAAGAAUUCUGAAGAGAUAGAAGCAAAGAAUAAUUCUAAGAUAAAAGCAAAGAAUGAUAAAAAUGAACUGCUAUCUUCCUUGCAUAAUAAUAAAAUAACAGAUACUUCUGCUGCAGGUGAUAUACCCAAUAAUUUAACAACUCCAAUAUCUGAAGAUCCUGUGGAAACCACAAUAUCAAGUUCAAAGCUUUAUUCCCUUCUUUCUAAACAUUCUAAUAUUGUAAUAAUGGAUAUUCGUUCAGCUAUAGAUUUUGAGCAAUCUCACCUGAAACACAACUGUUGUAUUAACAUACCCCAAGAAAUCUUAACUCCUGGAAUAACUGCUUUAACACUAGAAAAGCUUCUGCCUGAUGUCUCACGUUCAGGUUGGCUUAUGAGAGGCGAUGUGGAUUAUGUGAUAUUGAUUGACUGGGAUUCUAAAGACAAUUCUAGGCCUAGUUUAUACGUUAAUACUCUGAAGGAAGCUAUGUGUAAGUGGGACCAGAAACGUACUUUGAAAAAGCUUCCUCUCAUUCUUGAUGGUGGAUACAAAGAUUGGAUGUUAAAGUAUCCAAUGUGGACCACACAAGCAAUAAAUAUUUUUAAUUCAGAUGCAAAAACGUCACCAGUUGUUGCUGAUUUAUCAGGUGUUGAGUACCCAAAUUUAGAUGAAAAUACUGCUGAAAAAAAGAAUGAAAACCUAAAUGGGACUAGUCCACUUUUUAAAAAAUCUACUGCUCCAUUUCCUGUGUUGAACAACGACAUUUCCCCAUCUUCAGAUUCAGUGGACUCUAGAAAAACUAAAUCCGCUCCUUCAUUUGACAGAAAAGCAAAACCUGCUGUUAACAAACCUACCUCAGCAACUUCUCAACAAGCAACCAAAAAUGUUUCUGGUAAAAUCUCAUCUUCCGAUAUUAAUGGCUCAUUCCCUGUUCAUUCAGAAAAGUUACCCAAUAAGAACCAGGAAAGUGCAAUUCACCUCUCUUUAAAGAAGGAAGAGAUGUUGGCCCAAGAUAGUCUCCAUAUUGCCAAAGAGCGUCUCAUAAAGGAACAGGAAUUUGAGAAAUUAUGCCUUCGCAAAGAGAAAGAGGCUGAAGAAAGCAAAAGGAUCGAAAUACAGAAGCAAGAAAAUAUUUUGGCAGACAAGUUGAAACAGUUGGAUAUAACUAUGACAGAAAAAGAUGCUGAAUGUAAAAGAGUUAGAGAAGAAAAUUUAAAAAUGAAAAAGAGGCUUGAAGAAUAUAUAGAUAAAGAAGCUCAAGCCAAGAAAGAAAGAGAAAUAAUGAAUGCAGAGCAAGAAAAGAAAGAUUUACUAGAGCAAGUUAAAAGGUUAAGAGAAGAAAGGAAAAUGAAAGAAGCAAAGAAAAAGCUUGAACCAAAACCUGAUGCUGUACCAAGAAACACUGUUUCUGCAAAUAGUGGUUUAAAAAGACCCCUUAAUAAUCAUGAUCAAAAUGAAGCUCCUAAUUCUGAAUACACUGUUCCUCUUUCAAGACAAAGCUCAACUGAUAGUGGGAGUCGAGGCUUAGUACGCUCCCAUUCUUCUCCAAAUAUUGCUCAGUUGGUAAAUCAAGAAGAAAGUAGCGGACGGAAACUUCCUGCUUUUGAUAGGAGUCUUAAACCGCCACCAAUUUCCCCUUACUCGUCAGAUUUAAGCAGAGCUAGGUUAAGAAACUUGAAUCCUGUCUAUGGAAAUUGUCCAGCUACUGGCUUGCGAAAUUUAGGCAAUACUUGUUUCAUGAAUUCUGUCAUUCAGUGUUUGGCAAAUACUCUUCCUCUUGUAGACUACUUUAUAUCAAAUCAGUAUCUUGAUGAUAUUGUUAAAGACAGCAGGCAAAGCAUGAGCGGAGAAGUCGCAGAAGAAUUUGCAAUAGUGUUGAAAAGUCUGUGGAUGGGACAGUAUAAAUCUUUUUCUCCCAAAGAUUUUAAAAAUACUGUUAGUAAAUGCCUCUCUGUAUGUAUUGGAAAUGAACAGCAGGAUUCCCAUGAAUUCUUUGUUGUAUUAAUGGAAAAGCUCCAUGCUGAUUUAAAUAGAAGAACAGUAAAGAAUAUACCAAAAUUAGAUCCUAGUCAUGAUGAAGGUGCAUUUUGGCAACAUCAUAAGAGCUAUAACGACUCUAAAGUAUCUGAAAGCUUUGAAGGCCUUUUGAAAUCUACACUCAGAUGCUUAACCUGUCAGAAAACAUCAGAUAGCUUUGAAGUCUUCUCUUGCCUUUCUCUUCCAAUAUUAAACUCCAGGUGUUCAUUAAGAGAUUGUUUUAAACAUUUUCUUAAAUCUGAAAAAAUAUCUGGGGAGGCUGCAUGGGAAUGCCCUAGAUGCAAACAAAAGAAAGAAGCUGAAAAAAGACUGCAAAUUUGUCGACUGCCUGAGAUUUUAGCCAUACAAUUAAAAAGAUUUUCUUAUGAAGGUCUCUGGCGAAGAAAGCUGCAAACACAUGUAGACUUUGAUAUUUCAUUUGAGGUGCCUUAUGAGAGGAAUGGAGAAGAACACUAUCAAAAAUAUACAUUAUAUGGCAUUGUGAAUCAUUAUGGAACUUUGGAAGGUGGCCAUUACAUAGCUUUUUGCAAUGCUCAAACUAACAAAUGGUUCAGAUAUGAUGAUCAUGAGGUUUCUGAAAUCAGUUCCUCAGACAUUAAGACUUCAGCAGCUUACAUGUUGUUUUAUCAAGCAACUGAAGUACGUUCCAAUUUAUAGCACUGUAUUAUUAGGAUUCCUAAUGAUAAAAACUAUAUCAUGGUUUAAAGCAAAAAUCCAGUUUUAGAUCCUUUUAUACAAUUUUGUUUUUUACAAAAUGGUUAGAUUUCAUAUUUUAUGAUGUUUACUUCAUAGAGAAAAAAUGUUGCGUUAUUGCACUAGGGUAUUCAUAACUUUGUAGACCAGUAUAUACUUUUUAUUGAAGUAUAUCAUAAUUUAGUUUCACUAAAAUAUCUUUUAUGAUUCUGAAACAUUAAGCUGCAAUUAAUGGUUGCAAAUUUUAAUAUUUAUUUUAGCAUUACAUAUAGUUAGCUUGCACUCAAAAGCUGUUUGUUGCAAAUUGUUACAUGUCUGCAUACAAAUUACUAACCUUCGUACAUAGCUACUUUUAAUUUUUAUGUAUUUUAUUCCGAUUUUUAAUAUCAUUGCAAUUGAAUUUUAUUAAUCCAAGUACUAGUAAAAACUAAUGCAAAAUUUUCAGUUUCAAAUGAGGAAUAUAUUAAAAUUUUAGCUGCUUAUAACUGAUUUUUUUAUGAUAACUAUUAGAAUAAUUAAUGCCUUCAAAUAUUAUUGCUCUUGAAUAUUAAAAUAUUCUGUAUAGCUUGAUAUUGUAAGAAGUAUUAUUUAUAAAUGUUAUCCGUCCAGAAAUUUGAUUUAUCAUUUGUUUUGUUUAUAUUAAAUACUUUUAACAGAAAAUUUGCUUGAAAAUAAUUUUCAUUAUUUAAUUACAUAGGGGAAAAAUACUAUGUGUGUAAACAUGUAUAUUAUUUGUAUAGAGAUAAAUUUAUAAAUAUUUUGUAGAUAACUAAAGUAAUUUUUAUUUAUAUAAAAAAAUAAAUGUGUGUAAAAUUUCUUUUAUAUUUGGAGAUCCUUUGUACAUUCCAUGUACAUAUGUUUCAUAAAAAUAUGUUGAAUAAAUACUUAAGUCUAAAA